Acanthosepion pharaonis is the source of this 1410-nucleotide messenger RNA. The record is from the annotation of a GenBank genome assembly. NCBI's taxonomy places the organism in Eukaryota, Metazoa, Mollusca, Cephalopoda, Sepiida, Sepiidae.
AUGAUGAAGGAGGAAGAAGCGUUAAUGAUUGACAUGAACGAAGCGGAACCGGAAGUGUCAAUCAAAAUUGAAAGUGAAGAGACUGAGCCUGAUCAGUUUAUUAGCGAACAACCAGACAAUUCUUUGGAAUACAAGAAUGACGGUUAUAUCGAACUAGUACUCAAGGUCAUGGCGCGAAUGUGUGAUGGUCAAAACCAACAACUCCAGAAUUACUUGCGAGAACAACCGGACAACGUCAAAUCGUUUGAUAUAAUCGCCGAAGUGACUAGAUUUCUGGAUGUCGUCUAUUCAAAUAUUAACGGCAAAAGUAUAGAUUUAGUUAUACAACUUUUUGAUUCCAUCAAUGAAUUUACAGCGAGCAACCAAGAAAACCGCGUCGUGAUUUACGACAAUAAGAUUAUCGACUAUAUCAACUUUAUUCUCAGGGCGGGCGACUUCGCUAACUGCUCCACCGAAAAGGUUCUGGAUUUAAGACAGAGCAUCGCAAAUCUGAUUGUUUCUUUAGUCGAAGAGAACGGUCCAGGGGCCUCACAAGUGGCCAAGGAAGUGAAGGAUACCCUGGAUAAGAAAGCGGUAUUUCAACUGAUGACUGAAUGCUAUGAAAUGCAUCAACCAGACAAGACGAAACUCGAAGAUUUAAAGAAUUUGUCAGGCUCUGGAAACGCCAUACAAACGGCCAAGUCGUUUGCAUUGGCGGGUGGCAGUUUCAUACAAGGAGUAAUAGUAAGUCCGAAGGCAAAGGAUCCUCUGGCAGAUACAUACAUGGACGUUGGGUUCUCUUUUUAUCUCAUACUGGCAAGAAUGCAUGACAUUGAUCCCAAAAUUAUCAACACAUUGCAUAUCACGACCCAGCAACAAAAAGCCUUUAGUUUCUACAAAAAGAAUUGUUCGUCCAUCGAAAUCGUCAAAGACGACUGUCUCCAGAAGAUCAAUUUCAGAGUCAGGAAUAAGAGAGUUUUACGAGAAGAAGUGAAAGAGAAGCUUAAAUGGAAUGUUGACCGUUCAUCACCAAGCAACAAGAUCCGUGAUCUUAUGGAAUGGGCAAAAGACAUCAUGAAAGAUAUUGCGUAUCAGCGGCGAAUUCUUAGCAACCCAGUAGCCCUUCUUCUCACCAAAGGAUGGCUUUUCUGGAACCACAUGGUAACAGUGCUUAGCUUCGCUAUCAACAUAAUGAUGUUAGUCACCUGGAAUGCAAAAGCUUCUCUGCAGAAAGGAAAUUCCACAUUAACUGCUGAAAUUUACAAUCAUGAGCCUGAUAUAACAACACUCACCCAAGAGCAGUAUACGAUCGCCAUCUACGUGAUGGGAGGAAUGCACAAUUUCUUCUCGAUGUUGGUGCUUAUAAGUUACUUUGUGUGUAACCAUCCAAGUCUUCCGAAUCCCAAGAAUGCCAUCAUGUUUUUCAAGUGA